Molecule: messenger RNA, 3034 nt
Organism: Nilaparvata lugens (brown planthopper)
Lineage: Eukaryota; Metazoa; Arthropoda; Insecta; Hemiptera; Delphacidae
Product: nephrin-like
Exons: 10
Coding region: 1-1725 (574 amino acids)
Molecular function (GO): protein binding
Source: RefSeq, a predicted model, not a curated record
AUGUAUUUCUACAACGGACGUCAAAAAAGUAGCAGCGACGGUAACGUUACCACUAGCAUCCUGACGCUAACUCCGACAGUAGAAGAUGCUGGCUCCACUCUAGCCUGCAGAGCGACCAACACUCACCUCCCAGCUACUAUCAUAGAGGACUCUUGGGUGCUGGAUGUUCACUAUUUGCCAAUUGUUUCCCUGGAUCUCGGGACCAGUUUGAACGCUAGCAGCAUCCGAGAAGGCAUGGAUGUUUACUUUGAGUGCACUAUUCGAGCCAACCCUUGGGUUCGUAAGGUCUCAUGGAUACACAAUGGAAAAGAAGUGGAAAACAACGCGGCAGCUGGUAGAAUAGUGAGCAAUCAAACGCUGGUCCUGCAGUCCGUGUCAAGACGUGCCACAGGGCUCUACUCAUGCGUGGCUUCCAACUCCAUCGGACAGGUUGAGAGCAAGCCUUUCGAUCUUGAUGUUAAAUUUGAACCACAUUGCCGAAGCAACCAACAGAAGGUGUACGGCGUGGCCCGUCUUGAAGAGGUGACGGUAGCAUGCGCAGUAGACGCCAACCCAACAGCUGUUUGGUUCCGAUGGUCCUUCAACAACUCAGCUGUUCAGUCAAGGCCGGUGCAAGGCCUUGAAGCUGCAGCUGGCCGCAGUCUGGCCAACUACAGGCCUUUGACCGAGACCGACUACGGCACGCUGCUCUGUUGGGCUCGGAACUCGCUAGGCUCCCAAGCGGUGCCUUGUGUAUUCCAUAUUGUGCCUGCAGGUAAACCAGACGCGCCCUACAACUGCUCAGCGACAAACGUGAGUCAGACUUGGGCGGAAGUGCGGUGCUCCCGCAGUUUUGACGGCGGUCUACCGCAGGUGUUUGUGGCGGAAGUGCGGACGGAAACCGCUUCCGCGUCGCGGCAAGAAACGGCUAGCGGGACGCGAUUGGCGGCAAAUGUGUCCAGUCGCGUACAACCGGUGUUCGCGUUGAGGGGCCUCCUGCCGGGUGCCCGACACACGGUCACUGUGUACUCGAGCAACGGCAAAGGUCGAAGCAGUGACCAAGCGGUGGUUGUACUGCAUACGCUCGGUGAUACGUUGCAUCAGCACCAACGUACUUUUGACGAAGGACUGUCAGGCAGCGACCCGCUGCUGUUUGGCGCGUUGGCGGGCGUAGCGCUGCUGUCCGGUCUGCUAGCUUUGCUUGCGGUCCGCACUGUACGCAGGCGACGCCGCAGCCGACGCAAGCGGCCGGAGGGGGCUGCGGCGGGGCAGGGUGGGAGAGGGGUGAAGGUGUUGGAAAAGUCGCAAUCAACGCAAAUCACAACCACGACUUCACUGGAGGACGACAGGAACCCUGACGUCAUUCCUCAGACUACUGAUAUCGAGAUGACUCCAGUUGUAAGUGUGCUGAAAACCGACUUCAAGCCCGUGAGUGAGGUGGUGGGGGGAAUUGGUAGAGCCCCUCCCCCCAGCUGGGAGAGCAGCAGUAUAGUGGUAACUCUGCCCCCUCAACUCCAAUACCAGGUGCCUAGUUUCGGGUCAGCUACGGUACCCAGGCAUAUUGACAGUCUGAGUUUGGAAGGGGGCAGCACGACAGGUGGGGCAGAGCAGUGGGUGCUGGGGGGGUGUUGGCCCGGCUCAGGCAGUCAACAGGUGUUGAUCGGCUCUCAUGCCAACACUAUGACGUCGACAUUACAGCCACAGCGCAACGCGGAAACUCAGACGCCGUUGGAGAGCUCUGUCUAGGUUUAACACCUAGAACCACUGAACCUAGAGCCCUGAAGAAGGAAUUCAACGAUAGCAUGAUAUUCAACAUGUGAAACUGCUUCUUCCCUGAUACAGUGCAAUGGAUAUCUGUUGUGAUCGAAUAGUUCGGUGCAGUUUCUGUGAACUUUCAACCCCAUCAAGGUGUGGUUUAAACUUUUUUGAAAUGGAAUUCUGGAUUUAGAAGCAGAAAACAAGUCCGAAAAUCUUUGACAACCAAGUCAGUUCAUCCUAAUUAGUUUGAAGUAUCAAAAUGAGCCUCAUAAUACAGCCAGUGAAAAUAUAAUUAGUCAUAUAUGGAGAACAAAAAUCUUAAAAUCACUUUACUUGUAUGUGCUACUGUAUUAAAUUAUUAAAAACAAUAUAAAAACAUGAAGCACCAUAGCCUACUAUAGGUAGCUUACCUACUUAUCUAAAGUAAGCCAUGGAAGUACCCCUUUAUUUACAAAAUAAAUUUUUGAAAAAUGUCCACUAAUCUGUUUUGAAAUAGGGCUAUCUUGAAUAUUUGAAGUAUCUUGGUCAUAUUAUAUGAUUAAAUAUAUUACAUCAAUUAUAUGAUUGUUUAUUGAUUAAUCUAUCUGUAUUGUACUGGUUUCAAUUUUAUUAUAAAGAACUGUAUCAAUUCUAAAAUCAUGUUAAAUAUAAUGAGGAAGGUUUGAACUCGAGGCUACAGCACAAGAUUUCUUUUUCAAGCCUUGCCAAUUAUUCAACAAAAAAUUAUUUAUUUAUUUUCUUGUAACACUGUUGUUGAUUGGUCAAUAAAUGUUAUUUGAUUUGAAUUAAAGUUUAAAAUGUUUUAAAUGAAAGGGUACUUCAUGUUUUUAUAUUGUUUUUAAUAACAAAAAUCUUGUAUACUUACGGUGAAUCUUUUGGUGACUGUCCUUAUAUAGGUCAUUUCAUGACUUGAGUGUUUCACAGUGCUUACUGAUAAUGUUUGCAUUUGGAAUUGUUUGGAAUUUUCCAAAUUGCAUUUGGAGUUUUGUCAGUAAAGAAUAUAUACACAUAGAUGUAUAUAUAUAUAUCCUACGGUACAUACAUUUAGCAUGUGCAUACUAUUAUGUAUUAUGUUUGAGACAUAUCAAUAAGUGUUGAGAGACCACUGAACCACAAUAAUUGAUUUCAUUUCAAAAUGUUUUGGGCACAUAUUGUUUACUUUAUUGAUAUUGUUAGAUAAUUAUGGAAAUUAUUGAGAUAUUGCAAUAAUUAUUCAAAUGCUAAUGAAUUAUUUAUAAUUAUGUACGGAAAUCCAAAUUAAAUGCUGUAAAUCAUCCCGAAGACUUCUGCUACUGCA